AUGAAUUAAGACUCAUAAUUUUAAUAGAGUUAAGAUUUUAAAUGUAAAGAUCAUCCUGAAAAACCUGUUCAAUUUUGGUGUAAAUUAAAUAAUUGCAAUGAGAAUCGAAUUUUCUGUCUGAAUUGUCAAAAAUAGAAUAAACAUGUCUAACAUUAUGAUGAAGAUGUACUUAGUAUUCAUGAACUACAUUAAUUUUUAAUUGAAAAAUCAAAACUUCCUAAAGGACUCAUUUCAGAAUGUCAAAUUUCAUUCUAAUCAACAAUCAAAUCAUAUGAGAAACUUAUGUCUGGUUUAUCACAUAAGUUCUGCGGAUUAGAAGAAAAAAUUACUAAAUUAAAACCUUAUUAAACAUAAUAAGCACUUGAUUCUUUGAUUAGCUUUGAUGAAUUUAAGAAUCAUUUGAAUACUAACAUUUUAGGAUUGUUAUAAAAUUAAAAAAGAUUUUAAAUGAUCUUUUUACUAAAUUAGAAUUACAUCUGA
Paramecium tetraurelia is the source of this 480-nucleotide messenger RNA. RefSeq lists its product as uncharacterized. The transcript has a single exon. NCBI's taxonomy places the organism in Eukaryota, Ciliophora, Oligohymenophorea, Peniculida, Parameciidae. The record is from RefSeq and is a predicted model, not a curated record.